GAGAAACUUAUGCAAUCCUCAAGCUCCAAGACCCUGAGGAAUCCAGGAAACUAUGGCACCUCUGUUCAUUGUCAGAUUCCGGUUGCUGUUCUUGAGGAUAAUAGGCUUUCUCAUAGGCUUAAUAGGAGAAGCUGUUCGUGCUUUGGAAGGCAACAAAUUUGACUCAAAGAGCAUUGGACCAGUGACUGAACCUUUGCUUUUGCUUUCUGGGGUACAACUCGCCAAAAUGAUUCGACAGAGGAAGAAUUUCAGGAAACUAGACACCAACUUUAUUAGUAGCGGUGACAUUUGUUUGGAGCAAAUUCAGCUCCAGGAGUUGAAAGUAGGAGGGGUUCCACCAAUUGCCCAAAUGCCUUCCAUUGUAGCAGCUUUGCCAAACCGUUCAAUUGGUGGUGUCAGUUCCAAGGUUCCAUCAGUCAUCAUAGUGGAAGAGCUGGGGCACCAGCUGCUCUUCCGUUCUCCGAAGGUCUUGGCGGCUCAUCAAAUCCUGAAUCAGUAUAAUCUUGUGCUAGUGGCGAGCAGCCUCCAUAUCCAUCUCCAGCUGCUCACGGGCUUCCUUGAUGUUGCGGUCCACUUGAUCCUGCUGCUGCUUCUCCAUCUCAGUAAACCCCUUCCAGCACAUGGCAUAUUCAUACUCAAAGGAGCCAGGCUGUGCAAAUCGAGAAUUAGUGCUGUAUUGGAUAUGGAGCUGAUCUUGGCCUCUGAUUAUGGUGGCUGUGACCAAUCUGUAGCCAGCAGCUUUCUGGAUGAACCACCACCUACUCCACAGAAUGUCUGCAUUACCCUCCUGGCUUCUAUGGUGCGUGCAAAUGGAGAUAGUUCUAGGCUGCUCCCAUUUCAGGAAAAAUUUGUCUCCCACUUAAAUCCUGUACAUUUACUCCAUGCUCCACCACUGGCUCAUGUCAUGCUCCACCUCUUUGUCCUGCACUGGUUUGAGGCAGCUAGAAAAGAUGCACUUGCUGUAGAUCAAAGACUUGCAGAAAUGCAGGAAGAUGAAGCCAUCCUAGAAAAGAAAUGGCCAUUCCUUGGUGUACCUUUGACAGUAAAAGAAUCUUUCCAACUGCAAGGAAUGCCCAAUUCUUCUGGCCUUUUGAACCGUCGUCAUAAAAUUUCAAAUACAGAUGCCACUGUAGUUGUAUUACUGAAGAAGGCUGGGGCCAUUCCCCUUGGCAUAACAAACUGUAGUGAGCUGUGCAUGUGGUAUGAAUCAAGCAACAAGAUCUAUGGCCGCUCCAACAAUCCUUAUAACUUACAGCAUAUUGUAGGUGGAAGUUCUGGAGGUGAGGGCUGCACUCUUGCAGCUGCCUGUUCAGUGAUUGGUGUGGGCUCUGAUAUUGGUGGUAGUAUUCGGAUGCCCUCUUUCUUCAAUGGAAUUUUUGGACAUAAGCCUUCACCAGGUGUGGUUCCCAACAAUGGUCAGUUUCCUAUGGCUAGGGAAGCCCAGGAACCGCUUCUAUGCACUGGUCCAAUGUGUCGCUAUGCAGAAGACUUGCUACCCAUGUUGAAGGUCAUGGCAGGACCUGGCAUCAGAAAGUUAAAACUGGACACUAAAGUACAUUUAAAAAAUUUGAAAUUUUACUGGAUGGAACAUGAUGGAGGCUCAUUAUUAAUGUCCAAGGUAGACCAAGAUCUCAUUCAGGCCCAGAAAAAGGUCGUGGUUCACCUUGAAACUAUCCUUGGAGCCUCAGUUCAGCAUGUUAAAAUGAAGCAAAUGAAAUAUGCUUUUCAGUUGUGGGUCACAAUGAUGUCCUCAAAAGGAGUUGAUGGGAAGGAACCUGUAAAAUUUGUGGAUCUGCUUGGUGACCAAGGGAAACCUAUCAAUCCUCUGUGGGAAUUGAUCAAAUGGUGCUUUGGUGUGUCCAUAUAUACAAUCCCUUCCAUUGGACUGGCUUUGUUUGAAGAAAAAUUCAAAUACAACAGUGAGAAGUGCAAAAAGUAUAAGAAGGUGGAAGAAAGUCUCUACAAAGACCUAGUGGAGAUGUUAGGUGAUGAUGGUGUGUUAUUAUAUCCUUCACAUCCCACAGUAGCUCCAAAACAUUAUGUUCCUCUAACAAGGCCUUUCAACUUUGCUUACACAGGUAUCUUCAAUGUCUUGGGUUUGCCUGUGACUCAGUGUCCACUGGGUUUGAAUGCCAAGGGACUUCCUCUAGGAAUUCAGGUUGUGGCUGGACCCUUUAAUGAUCACCUAACCUUGGCUGUGGCUCAGUACUUGGAGAAGAGUUUUGGGGGAUGGGUAUGUCCUGGAAAGUUUUAGCAGGAUAUUCUUGGGUGAAUGGGUGUUCAUCAGUGUGUCUCUUUUGAUUUAGAUGGAUUUGAAAGUCAACAGAGAAAUAGAUAUAUAAAAUAUAGAAUUUAUUCACAUAUUCAGUUAUUGUUCUACUUCUGUUUCACUGUUUCUUCUUUAUAAAAUGAUCAUGAUUAAUUUCCUCUUUCCAUUCGAUUGGAGAACAUGGUCAUGUAAAAUG
This is a messenger RNA of Octodon degus (degu), 2465 nucleotides long. RefSeq names its product fatty acid amide hydrolase 2 (gene Faah2). The coding region runs from base 53 to 2254 and encodes 733 amino acids. Lineage: Eukaryota; Metazoa; Chordata; Mammalia; Rodentia; Octodontidae. The transcript has 13 exons. The record is from RefSeq and is a predicted model, not a curated record.